Molecule: messenger RNA, 2013 nt
Organism: Wasmannia auropunctata (little fire ant)
Lineage: Eukaryota; Metazoa; Arthropoda; Insecta; Hymenoptera; Formicidae
Exons: 11
Coding region: 1-2013 (670 amino acids)
Cellular component (GO): membrane
Molecular function (GO): ligand-gated monoatomic ion channel activity
Source: RefSeq, a predicted model, not a curated record
AUGUCUUUUCUGCUCAUUCAUGGACCACCGACCGAUCUCGCCUUGACUGGCCAGUCUCCAAAAUUAAAUAUUUUGGGUAAUGCUAGUGCCGGCAAUACUGUAUUCGGCCUUGAUAUUUGGAUGACAUUAGUAGUGGUAAUAAUAAUCACUUCUACGCUGUUGACUAUUAUGAAGAAGACAAAAAAUAGAUACUUCUCGUGGAACUUAAUGUCCGAUAACUAUAUUAAGGUUUGGGGAAUUUAUUGUCAGCAAGGUCUGUCAGAAUUUCCCAGAGAGUUGCCGAUGAGGGUGGCUUUUUUCUCAAUUUACAUCUCGUCGAUAGUAAUUCUGGCCAUCUAUUCCGCCUCGUUGAUGAGCUUCCUGAUGCUCAAUCUUCCUAAACUGCCUUUUUCAACUCUGGAGGAUUACGUUAAUGACGGCACUUACAAAUUAAUCGUUUUGAAAAACAGCGCCGAGUACGAUAUUCCUAGUCGUAUAAAAGACCCAAUGUUUCUGAAAAUGUACGAAUUACUGGAGGAGAAGAAGUAUUUACCGACAACAUUGGCGGAAGGAUUCAAGCAAAUCUGCCACCGAGAGAAAUUGGCAUUUUACACGACGGAGGUGUUUAAAGAAGCUAUGAACAUGUAUGUACGGUGUAAGGUCGUAUAUAUUGACACCGGGAGAGUCGAUAAUUUGGGGCUAACACUGUCAAAAGGAAAUCCUUACACUGGCUUUAUAAAUUAUCAUUUGCGACGAUUUCAUCUUAAUGGCGUUAUGGACAAGUUGCGGAACAAGUAUCUCACAAGAAAGUCAAAGAAUAUUUACAUAUUUGGAGUGACAGUUGAUAUAUUCGAUAUAACGCCGACUUUGACGAUAGUGGUGGGCAAUUUGCAAAUCACGCAUCUGAUACACGCGAGCUCCCGCUUGCUGAGCCAGCGCUUCGUGAAGACCGCGAACGUGCACUUCAGAAGGCUAAAUAUUUCGUUGAGAUACUACCGCCAAAUAGUCCAACCCGUCACCAUCGUCAUUUUACCCAACUACGAGGCGUACCUCGAAUUCGCGGAGGCCACCAAGUUCUAUCCGAUGUCCUUUCCUGUGUGGUUCGUGCUGUUUCUCUACACCCCCGACAACAGCACUCACGACCAUUGCCGCGAGCCGAUCGGUAAUCCCUUCAAUCUGGCGUUCGACACGCAGAUGCUGGUGUUGUGCCACAACGAGAUUGUCAUAGAAUCUCCCAGAGAGUUGUCGAUGAGGUUGGUUUUUUUCUCAAUUUACAUCUCGUCGAUAAUAAUUCUGGCCAUCUAUUCCGCCACGUUGGUCAGCUUUCUGACGCUCAAUCUUCCUAAACUGCCUUUUUCAACUCUGGAGGAUUACGUUAAUGACGGCACUUACAAAUUAAUCGUUUUGCAAAACAGCGCCGAGUACGAUAUUCCUACUCGUAUGAAAGACCCAGUGUUUCUGAAAAUGUACGAUUUACUAGAGGAGAAGAAGUAUUUACCGACAACACUGGCGGAAGGAUUCAAGCAAGUCUGUCACCGAGAGAAAUUGGCAUUUUACACGACGAUGGUGUUCAAGGAAGCUAUGAACAGGUAUAUACGGUGUAGGGUCGUAUAUAUUGAUACCGGGAGAAUCGAUAAUAUGGGGCUAACGCUGUCAAAAGGAAAUCCUUACACUGGCUUUAUAAAUUAUCAUUUGCGGCGAUUUCAUCUUAAUGGCGUUAUGGACAAGUUGCGGAACAAGUAUCUAAGAAAUUCCCGGCCAAAGAUUUACAUACUUGGUAUAGUUGAUAUAUACGAUAUAACGCCGACUUUGACGAUAGUGGUGGGCAGUAUGAUCCUGGCAUUAUUUAUCUUGCUAAUCGAGAAAAAGUAUUAUUCGUUUAAAACUCUAUCUAAGAACAAAGAAUCUUUUAUUAAAAAAGUGAGUCAUAAUGUUGGCGCAAAGAAUAAAAUGCGAAAGAGAAACGAUGAGAAAAAUUUACGACAUCAAGAAUUUUAUAAUAAACCAAUUAUUUAUUAUGGCUAUUGGCCAUAA